Molecule: messenger RNA, 1482 nt
Organism: Nymphaea colorata (pocket water lily)
Lineage: Eukaryota; Viridiplantae; Streptophyta; Magnoliopsida; Nymphaeales; Nymphaeaceae
Product: plasmodesmata-located protein 6-like
Exons: 3
Coding region: 357-1259 (300 amino acids)
Cellular component (GO): plasmodesma
Source: RefSeq, a predicted model, not a curated record
AGAGAGAGAGAAAGAGAGAGAGGGUGUACGUCCUAUAUGCAGCAGUGAAACCAACCAAAGACUUUCCUGUAACCUCUUCCUACCUCUUGUUUCUUCUCCAUUCAUGUCAAAUGCUUCCAUGCAAGCAAAAAAAGAGCCUUUGAGAGUCUGAGGGUUGAGAGACGCAGAAAGGAAGGAUAAGAAGAAAGAAGAAGGAGAGACAAGGAUAAGAAGAAAGAUGAAGACACACAGAAGGAGAACGGGGGAGUGCAGAAAGUGAGCGAGACACAGCUGCCCAUACAGAGAGAGAGAGAGAGAGAGAGAGAGAGAGAGAGCGAGAGAGAGAGAGAGAAGACAUCAAGAAGAGAAAAGGAGAAAUGCCCUCGCCCCAGACUUCCUCCCUCUCCUUCUUCUGCUCCUUCUCCGUCCCCCUCCUCCUCCUUUUCCUGGUCUCCACCACUACCAUCUCCGCCGCCUCCGAACCCUUCAUUUACGGCGGCUGCUCCCGACAGAAGUACUCCCCCAUUUCUUCCUACCAAACCAACCUUGAUUCCCUCCUCGCCUCUCUCGCCACCGCCUCUGCGUCCGGCCUCUACUCCCAUUCCAGCGCCGGCAAGCCCGGCGACCCCGAUGCCGUCUCCGGGGUGGUCCAAUGCCGAGGCGACCUCCCGGCAUCCGACUGCCUAAGCUGCGUCCAGGACGCCAUCAACCAACUCCGUCUCCUCUGCUUCGAUGCCACCGGCGCCGCCAUCCAGCUCGACUCCUGCUUCCUGAAAUACGAUAACGCGACAUUUGUCGGCGUCCUUGACACCACCCUCAUCUACAAGCGUUGUGGUCCCUCCAGUUACGAUCCUAGCUUCGCCGGACAGAGGGACGAUGCCCUCCGGCAGCUCACCGAUGGUGGUGGGGGCGGCUCUUACCGGACGGCAAGUUCCGGGACCGUCUAUGGGGUGGCGCAGUGCGUAGGAGAUCUGAGCCCGGGGGACUGCUCCAGGUGCGUGUCUCAGGCCGUGGCGAAGCUCAAGGAGGCGUGCGGCUCCGCUAUCUCCGGCGACUCCUUCCUGGGCAAGUGCUACGCCCGCUACUCGUCGUCGUCGACCUCCUCCUCUUCCUCCUUCCCCUCCUCCGGCACUUAUCCCCACUCCAACCACGAUUCAUAUACUGGUGGGGACGAAGCAGGGAAGACGUUGGCGAUCAUAAUUGGACUAUUUGCUGGAGUUGCUCUACUCAUUCUCUUCCUAACCUAUCUGAGGAAGUCUUGCAGUGACGGCAAGGGUUGAGCUCAAGGAGUCAGACUUUGAUGUGCCCAUAUGGAAGUACCUUCGGGAAUAUGUUGCAAUUUGUAACCAAUCUAUGCCUGGAGAUAAAUUAAAGUGGUUAAAUUAAGCUAGUGGGGUCCCACUUUUCUUCCUUGUAUUUUCCUUCUCUAUAUCUUGUUCACAUUCUCAGUCCUUUUCCUUGUCUAAAAUGUCAGAAAUAAUACUGUAUCUUGACAUUAUUGGA